Messenger RNA from Xenia sp. Carnegie-2017, 824 nucleotides. RefSeq names its product collagen triple helix repeat-containing protein 1-like. The record is from RefSeq and is a predicted model, not a curated record. The transcript has 3 exons. The coding region runs from base 127 to 681 and encodes 184 amino acids. Lineage: Eukaryota; Metazoa; Cnidaria; Anthozoa; Malacalcyonacea; Xeniidae.
AAAUUUAGUUAGUCUUUUUACAAGAUAAAAUGAGACGAGAAGCCCAUCAAACAUUAGAUCGUUUUUGCUUAGUGGAAAUUGUAAAUCAGUAAAAACGUGAAGUCAAAACACUAAAAACACGCAAAAAUGUUCAAGAUGUGGAUGAUUGUUGUUUUUGCAGGAAUUAGUUUUGAAGAGGUAAAGACAACGUGUACAAGUACUUGUAGCUGUGGACCAAGUGGCAGUGGAGGUAUGACAUCUCAUGAUAAAAUGCCAGCGAAAAAUAUAAAACAAUGCACGUAUACUGCACUCAAUGACGACACAGAUGAAGGACAAAUUUUGACAUGCAGCUACAAAAAGAAAAGCAGCAACACAGCACUUCGCAUGACCUAUGUAGGAGAUAUGAGAGUAGUCAGCUCGAAAAAUGCAUGUCGCCGUUGGUUUAUCACAAUAAAUGAAAAAGAAUGUACCUUGUCAUCAAAAAUAGAAUCCAUCAAUUAUCCAGUUGGAUUAAUAGGUCUUAAUUAUCAUCGAACAGGAGUGGUGGAUGGAAUAUGUGAAGGUAUUUCUGCAGGCUCACUCAGCAUUGGGUUAUCUGUUGGGAAAUGCAGUCAGAAAGGAUACGAAAACAAUCCUGGUAAUGCAUUCACCUGUUUUGGAUCCAUUUGUCGUAUUAUUGUCGAGGAGUUUACUAUUUUGUAAAUGUAACGAUAUACUGUAACGAUAUAAAUGUAACGAUAAUGAUAUACUGUUUUUGAGGAGUUUGGUAUUUUACGUAUAAAAAGUAGAUAAAAACUACAAACAACUGUUCGAAAGGAUUGAAAUAAAUGAGUAUAAAAAAUUCA